AUGGGGAACAACAACAGCACGCAGAACAACACCACCCGAGGAGGAGGAGGGCAAGAGGAGAACGACGACACCUCUUCCCUCGAGGGCGCUUUUUCGCAAGGCGGUGGGUCGAGUCAUCACAGCACGUACGAACACGGACCGGUGACGCAAACCGUACCGAUCCCGGGCGCGCAAAGUUCGCACCUGAAUAACAUCACCGGUGGGGGGUUUGGAGGCGGGAGAGGAGGAGGAGGAGGAGAAGCGCUGGAACCGGCGCUGGUGCCAGUCGCCAUCACGUGUGCGUCCUGUUUUUCGCCCCGUUCGUUAGAGUUUAGUAUGCGACGUUCGUUUUAUCGAAGUCGUCGUUUACGCCGUCGUCCUCUUCGUUAG
Messenger RNA from Bathycoccus prasinos, 369 nucleotides. RefSeq lists its product with no specific name. The coding region runs from base 1 to 369 and encodes 122 amino acids. The transcript has a single exon. NCBI's taxonomy places the organism in Eukaryota, Viridiplantae, Chlorophyta, Mamiellophyceae, Mamiellales, Bathycoccaceae. The record is from RefSeq and is a predicted model, not a curated record.